AUGGACUCCUCAAGAUCAGCGCUCGAGAACUCAGACCUCGACAAGCUUAACGACAAGGACAAGCUUGAGCUCCGCCAAUUCCUUGCCAACGAGCAGCAGAGAUCUCAAAUUCAGUCACAAACCCAUGCUCUCACCGAGAUCUGCUGGAAGAAGUGCGUCAGUGGCUCGAUCCGCGGCUCGAAGCUGGACAAGGGCGAGGAGGGAUGCCUGGCCAACUGCGUUGACAGAUUCCUUGACGUCAACUUCCUCACGAUGAAGCACCUCAACAACAUGCGCUCUGGUUAA
Colletotrichum abscissum is the source of this 285-nucleotide messenger RNA. RefSeq names its product Tim10/DDP family zinc finger. Lineage: Eukaryota; Fungi; Ascomycota; Sordariomycetes; Glomerellales; Glomerellaceae. The transcript is spliced from 2 exons. The coding region runs from base 1 to 285 and encodes 94 amino acids. The record is from RefSeq and is a predicted model, not a curated record.